Paramecium pentaurelia is the source of this 2304-nucleotide messenger RNA. The record is from the annotation of a GenBank genome assembly. Lineage: Eukaryota; Ciliophora; Oligohymenophorea; Peniculida; Parameciidae.
AUGAAGAAAAUUAUUUAAGAGAACUUAUCUCCUGAUGAGGCUAAAACUCUAUGGAAAUAUCUUGAUGAUGCUUGUUAUCUGAUUGCUGAACAUCAAAGUAUAAAAUAAUUAAUUGAGGUUUAUAGCUAAGUAAUUAUCUUUCCAAGAAUUGUAUCAACAUGGUUAUAAGUUGACUCUUAAUAAGUUUGGAGAUUUUGCUUAUUCUUAGUUACAAAUUUCUAUUCAUAAUAUAGUGGAUAAACUCAUCUAUUCCCUUAACAUUAGCAAUGAUGAUUAAUUAUUGAAUGAUUUUGUAAAGGCAUAUGAAGAAGUUCAAUAAUUUAGUAAAUUAUUGGCUGGCAUUCUACUUUAUAUGGUAAAUUUCUAUAAUGUAUAAAAUAGGAAAAAACUUAUAUACUCUAGAAGUCUCUUAAGACUAUAAAAACUAUUUGUAACGAAAGUUUUAAAAUUAAGUGUUUUGAGAAAGACUAAAAUCUAGCUACAAAGCUACUUAAUUGUUUUCUUACUCAAAUACGUAAUGAUAGAAAUUCUUAAGUUAUCGAACAUUUUAAAUUAAAAAAUGCAUUAUAAAUACUAGUAAUAAUUUUCAUUUAUUGUAGAUUGACAUCAAUUAAGAAUAAUAGAUUAAAAAUAAAGAAUACAAUUAUAUUAUUGAUUAUAGAAUUAAUGAUGAUUUCUAUAAAUAUUUUCUAGAACGUAAACUUAUUUAAGAUUCUAACCGCUAUUUUAAAGAAGAAAGUUAAUUAAAUCUAAAUAGAAUGACUAUUGAAGAAUAUAUAUUAUUUGUUGAAAAAAGAUAUUAGAAUGAAGUAGAGAGAGUAGAAAGUUAUAUACCUAAAAUUUCACAUUAAAAAGUUUUAGAUUGUUUUAUAAAAAAUUAUAUCACUUAUAAUGCAUAAUAUAUCUCUUAAGGACUCUAUGAUUUUAUUGAAAAUGAAAAGACUACAAUAAUUAUUAAGAUAUUUUAAUUAUUUGUUAAAAGUGAAGAAUUUGAUUUAUUUAUAAAAACCUUAUCUUAGAUUAUUAUUGAUGAUUUAUAAUUGUUGAAUUAGAAUGAUAAUACUCUUUAAGGAUUCAUUAAAUUAUAUGAAAAGAUAUUCUCUUUAUAUGAUAAAAUUGUAUGUUAUGGAAAUAAUGAACAUCAAUAUAAAUUUCAUAAAGCCAUUAAAAGUAUUUCACAUAUUUUUAAUAUUAGAUGCUUUUGAGUAAGUCAUUAAUAAAGACAAUUUUAUAAUGAUGGAAUUAAAUAAAUAUUUUGAUUUUUUAAUGAAAAAAGAGACAUUAAGAGAUGAAGAAAAAAAAAUAUAAAUUGAUAAAGGAUUUUUAAUAUUCAAAUUAGUAUAAUCAAAAGAUGAAUUUGAAUAAAUUUAUAGGAAAUAUCUAUGUGUUAGAUUAUUAGAUUAAACAUCUAGUUCUUUGGAAGUAGAAAAGGAUUUAUUAAAAAAAUUAAGAUUAGAAUGUGGUUCAGUUUUGACUCAUAAGAUGGAAACUAUGUUUAAUGAUUUAUAAAGAAGUAACGAGGAUAGUUAAAAGUUUAGAUAGAAAUUGUCAUCAAAUUUAAGAGAUACAAUUGAUUUAGACAUAUUAGUUCUUACAUCUGAAUAAUGGCCAAUUGAAGAAUCUUAACCUAUUGUAGUUCAUACAGAAUUAUUUUAAUGGCAAUAAUAAUUCACUUAAUAUUAUUAAAGUAAAAAUUAAAAAAGAAAAUUGACAUUUAAUUAUGGACUAGGUUCUGUAUCUCUUAAAGCUACUUUUGAUUCAAAUUGUAAGAAAGAUUUUGUAUGUUCUGUAUUACAAGCUACUAUAUUAAUGCAUUUCAAUAAAUAACGAGUAUAUAAAGUUGAUUAAUUGAUCAAAUUAACAAACACUGAUUAAGAUAUUAUGUAAUCAGAAUUGGAAAAUCUUAUUUUAUUUAAAAUAUUAAUUUAAAAUGAAGAAGAAAAUUCAUUAUAAUUAAAUUACAAAUUUCAACAUCGAAGUUACAAAAUUAAGGUUUAACCAAAAAAAACAUAAUCUUGGGCUAUAUGUUCUAAAUCCAAAACUAAAUAAUCAGAAUUCUAAAUAAAUUAAAAAGAAAUUGUAUUAGAUAGAAGAGUAUAUUUGGAAUCAUUGAUUGUAAGAGUUCUCAAGACAAAGAAAUAAUUGGAUCAUAAAGAUCUUUUUAAAUAUAUUGAUAAAGAUGCUAAAAGCAGACAUUUUCCAGUUGAAAUUCCCUUUUUUAAGGAAUGCAUUGAAAAUUUGAUUCAAAAAGAAUAUUUAAUAAGAUAGGAAGGUUAAUUAGAUACAUAUAUCUAUAAAGCAUGA